UUCAUUUAGGUUGAGCCCGCCCAAUCACAUAGUAUUGUCAGUAGGUGUAGCAAAAAACAGGGGAGCUGUCACUAAGCUUGUUCCUUGCUUGCUUCGCCGUCGUCUCUUUCUGUCUUUGCAGUGGGCAUGGCGGCACUCAGGAGACUUAUUACCGGAAACCCAAAACACUCUUCCCUUAUUCCUCCCACCCUUCUUAUUUGCCGCAGAGGUAUCGCCUCUAAGCUCUUUGUUGGAGGUCUAUCAUUUUACACCACGGAGAAAGGAUUAUUAGAAGCAUUUUCUCAGUAUGGUCAAGUUAUGGAAGCCAAAAUUAUAACGGAUAGAGUUUCGGAUAAAUCAAAAGGCUUCGGAUUUGUUACUUAUGCAUCUCAAGAUGAAGCUGAGAAAGCAAUAGCUGAGAUGAAUGGAAAGGAGUUGAGUGGACGUGUUAUUUUUGUGGACUAUGCUAAACCCAAACAUAAUGUGGGUGGUGGAAUGCCUAUAGCGAGGGGACCUCCUGAUCCCAUAGACAAAAACUGAUUGCUUUUACAAAGAAAUAUACAUUUCAAAGACACUGGCAGUGACAAUUAGUCAUUUCAGAUCCAUCUAGCAGCCCAGAGGACCGGUAGUCACUAGAAGCAAGAGCUGAUAGAAGUUUGCAUACAAGUCUCAAGGCCAAAGAAUCCAGUGAAGAACAUUGGCUAUUAAAGUUCAUAGGCUGUUUUAGCCUUGUAGUAUUUGUUAUAGUUACAUGGAUAGUUGGAUACGAUGCAGGUGGACAGUCUUGGGCAUCAUUUAUAAGUGUGGAUUUUAUAUAGAACUUUGAUCGAUCCCAAACAAUUUUGAAUUGUGAUUGAUUAAUUGCAACGUAAUGAUUGUAGGUGAUAUGCUUUUGAUUGAUAUAACUUGAUGAAA
Molecule: messenger RNA, 894 nt
Organism: Durio zibethinus
Lineage: Eukaryota; Viridiplantae; Streptophyta; Magnoliopsida; Malvales; Malvaceae
Product: RNA binding (RRM/RBD/RNP motifs) family protein
Molecular function (GO): RNA binding
Source: RefSeq, a predicted model, not a curated record